AUGUCAGAGGAGCUAGAGACAACGGCCAAUGGAAUUGAUGGAGGGACGAAGCUCGAGCAAAAUUCGGAGCCUGAACCAGCAAUUGAGAAGGAAGAACUUGAAGAUUUAUUUGGAGAAGGCAGUGACCAGGAAAAUGGGGGCGAGGGUCAAAGCGACGGAAGUCAGGACGAGGAAGAGAUUACUAGGAAGCACAGGGUAGAUUUUUCGGGCGAUGAAGAAGAUGAAGAUGACGAACAAGCAAUGUACACUCGAAAAUUUUAUGGUGACAACGCCGGAGAAGAUGGAUACGACGAAGAUUCGCAAAAAGAGUUUAAAGAAGCGAAUAUUGAGAUAUCAAAGCAUGUCGUUCCAUACAGAACGGUGGCAUCCACAGAAGAAAAAGAGGUAGUCUACUACGCCAGGGUUCCCGAAUUUUUGACGAUUGACCCAAUACCAUUUGACCCACCUGCGUUCAAAGACGGGAUGGAAAAGCGAUCAAAAGAGUUUACGUCUCAAGAGGACCAAGUAGGCGACAGAUUGAUCGAGGAGAACACGAUUAGGUGGAGGUACUCGCGAGACGCCAGCCAGCACGUGUUUAAGGAAUCGAAUGCACAGAUUAUCGAAUGGUCGGAUGGUACUUUUUCGUUACGCUUGGGAGACGAAUUCACAGACGUUCUAGUCAAUGGCAUAGACAACACGUAUUUGGCUGUCUCGCACGACCAGCAGGAACUCAUUCAAUCCGUUGAGGGUGGCGAUAUAAGCAAGACGAUGAUUUUCAUCCCCACUUCGACCAACUCGAAGAUUCACAAGCAUUUGAGUAAAGCAGUCGCGAGGAGGGAACAGAGGGAGCAUCAGGGCCCCAAUACGUACAUUGCGCGCGUUGACCCUGAGUUGGAACAGAAGGAGCUUGAAAAGAAGCAAGGCCAAAUUGUUAGAGAAAGAAGGAAACGGCAACACCGAGAACAAAUGGAAAAGGAAAACCUGGACUCCCCUGGUCCCACUGCUCUGCGUAAGUCUCAGUCGAUACUUCAUGGCCACGGCCGCGUCGACGAGUACGAAGACGAUGGUUUCAUGGUAGACGAUGAGGACGAGGAAGACUUUGUCGACGAGGACGAAGCGGGAGAAGACGACCUCGAAGAGGAAGAUGAUCAAGACGAUUUGAACGCAGAAAGGUUGAGACAGGUUAAGCGUGCGGGCGCGGCAGCCUAUGAAGAUAAUGACGAUGAAAACGACGAUCGUGAAGAGAGUGAAUCAACAUCCAAAGAGACCGUUUUGAAAAGGCGUAAAAUCGCAGUAGCUGAUGAUGAUGACGAAUGA
Lachancea mirantina is the source of this 1296-nucleotide messenger RNA. The record is from the annotation of a GenBank genome assembly. Lineage: Eukaryota; Fungi; Ascomycota; Saccharomycetes; Saccharomycetales; Saccharomycetaceae.